UCCACGGGAAGGGGUGGGACUGAGAAGUGCGCGUUGUGUUCCUUGCUGUGCCUGCUAACGCUGAUUUUGGCAUGGAGGAAAUUUGUGCUAAGUUUGUGUCUCAGAAAAUUAGCAAAACCCGCUGGCGACCGGUACCUUUGGGGAGCCUGCAGACCGCGGAAACGUUCGCUACGGGCUCUUGGGACAAUGAGGAAAAUCAUGUUUCAUUGUGGUCUAUUGGUGAUUUUGGAAACUUGGACUCUGAUGGAGGGUUCGAAGGAGACCAUCAAUUAUUGUGUGAUAUCGGACACCAUGGUGAUGUAAUGGAUUUACAGUUUUUUGAUCAGGAAAGAAUUGUAGCUGCUUCAUCAACAGGAUAUGUAACAAUUUUCCUUCACCAUCCAAAUAACCAGACUCUGUCAGUCAACCAACAGUGGACAACAGCUCACUACCACACAGGUCCAGGCAGUCCUUCCUAUAGCAGUGCACCAUGUACAGGUAUUGUGUGCAACAACCCAGAAAUUGUCACAGUUGGGGAAGAUGGUCGAAUAAAUCUCUUCAGAGCUGAUCACAAGGAAGCUGUGAGAACUAUAGACAAUGCGGACAGCAGUACACUCCAUGCUGUGACCUUCCUUCGAACUCCUGAGAUUCUUACGGUGAAUUCAAUUGGACAGUUAAAAAUAUGGGAUUUCAGACAACAAGGAAAUGAGCCUUCUCAGAUAUUGUCACUGACUGGUGACCGAGUGCCACUCCACUGUGUUGAUAGACAUCCCAAUCAACAGCAUGUUGUAGCUACUGGUGGCCAGGAUGGAAUGUUGAGUAUUUGGGAUGUUAGACAAGGUACUAUGCCCGUGUCUCUACUGAAGGCUCAUGAAGCUGAAAUGUGGGAAGUUCACUUUCACCCAUCCAACCCAGAUCAUCUAUUUACUUGUUCUGAAGAUGGGUCCCUCUGGCACUGGGAUGCCUCCACAGAUGUACCUGAAAAGUCAUCACUCUUUCACCAAGGAGGAAGAACUAGUACUUUUUUGUCUCAUAGCAUUAGUAACCAAGCUAAUGUUCACCAGUCUCUCAUAAGUUCCUGGCUCACUGAUCCUGCUAAAGACCGUAUUGAAAUCACAAGCUUACUUCCCAAUAGGACUCUGUCUGUGAACAGUUUGGAUGUUUUAGGUCCUUGUCUUGUUUGUGGAACUGAUGCAGAAGCAAUUUAUGUCACUAGACAACUCUUUUCAUGAAAGUACUGUAAUUAUAAGAUUUCAGAUAAAACAUAAAAUUGGCCUUUUGAAUUCCAGCUUCUGUGCAAAAUUUUAUUAUCAGAAAAUGUGAGAUUUGCUGGGGAAAAAUUAGUAAACUACUGUUAAUGUCAAUGCCCAUUUUCAGCUUUUGUUAGUUACAUUGUGUGAUAUUCCCUAACAGUUGCAGAAUAUAAUGCAUGAUUGAUGG
Propithecus coquereli (Coquerel's sifaka) is the source of this 1419-nucleotide messenger RNA. It is a transcript of the gene NUP43, whose product is annotated as nucleoporin 43kDa. Gene Ontology annotation, cellular component: nuclear pore outer ring. The transcript has 8 exons. Gene Ontology annotation, molecular function: protein binding. Lineage: Eukaryota; Metazoa; Chordata; Mammalia; Primates; Indriidae. Bases 72 to 1211 code for a protein of 379 amino acids. The record is from RefSeq and is a predicted model, not a curated record.